Messenger RNA from Parnassius apollo (apollo), 423 nucleotides. The record is from the annotation of a GenBank genome assembly. Lineage: Eukaryota; Metazoa; Arthropoda; Insecta; Lepidoptera; Papilionidae.
AUGUCAUCAACUCAGCGUAAUAAAAUCAAAAAUGAUACACCCGGUAAGAACUCCUUAUCUAAAGCUAUCAAUGAAUCACUCGAUGAACGUCAAAAUGUAACCUUUACUCGGGGUAAUACUUUAAAUAAUAGCUUCGUUGAAGAAACUGUCAAUCUGCGGUCCGCUGUCAGAAAUAUUUUGCAUGAAGAAAUAAGAGAUAUUGUACGAGCAGCAAUAAGCGAGGAGUUUUCCAUAUUAAGAAAGGAAUUACGCAGCUGUGAAGAUUCGUUAAGCUACUUGAAUAAUAAGUUUGAAGAAAUGAAAAAUAAUGUUGAGGCCUGUGUGGAAAUGAAUAAAACAAUCCAGCUUGAGAACAACUUAUUUCAGCGCAAAGUCAAUGAUUUGGAAUCGAGGUUGUCUGUUAUAGAGCAGGACUCGAGGUAA